Molecule: messenger RNA, 3218 nt
Organism: Folsomia candida
Lineage: Eukaryota; Metazoa; Arthropoda; Collembola; Entomobryomorpha; Isotomidae
Product: vasodilator-stimulated phosphoprotein
Exons: 13
Coding region: 537-1829 (430 amino acids)
Molecular function (GO): SH3 domain binding
Source: RefSeq, a predicted model, not a curated record
GUUGUUGUCCGUAAAAAGCCCAGUCAGUCACAGCUCCUCGUCUCAAUCCCAUCAUUUCUACUCUUCUCCGUUUGCGAUACGAUUAUACGAAACUUUAUUAUAAAAAACAAAGCUCUUCUGGUGGUGUGGAAUACGAGGAAAGAUACGAUAUACGAUGUCAAGUUGAACAUUGCUGGGGCACUGACUGCACUCUUUUUUUACAAGACCCACAACAACCCUUUCCUUGCAUACACACCAGACUCACACAUUAAAAUACAUAACAACAAUACAACCUCUUUCUCGCAACAACUAUAAAAUUAUAAGCUUUUCUGCUCCACCAUCGUGGUGGGCAUAAGAACAUCCAUCACUGCAGGAAAAGAAACAAGUUCCUGGAUACUACUGGUUGGUCGAUUAUUGUGUGGAUCUGCUGGUGGUGUUAAUAAAAUUCAAUUGUAAUUAUUGGCAAAUACGAAAAAUGGUGGAUCGGCAGGAUUUUAUACAAAACAAAGGAUUCUGACUUAAAUAUUGGACGGACUGAGCCUGAAAAUACUUGCAAGAUGAGUGAGCAAAGCAUCGCGUCGGCCCGAGCGUCGGUAAUGAUUUACGAUGAAACCAACAAAAAGUGGGUGCCAAGUGGGAGUUCAUCUGGUCUAUCAAAAGUUCAUAUAUAUCACCACGUGGUCAACAACACAUACAGAACGGUGGGAAGGAAAUUAAACGAUCAGGAGGUGGUCAUAAAUUGUUCAAUUUUGAAGGGUCUCAAGUACAACCAAGCGACACCAACGUUUCACCAAUGGAGAGAUAAUCGACAGGUUUAUGGUCUUAACUUCAGCAGUAAGGAUGACGCUGAAGCAUUUGCAUACAGUAUGAUGCUUGCUGUCGAUGCGCUCAACAAUGCAACUCCUGGGCCACCGAGAUUAAUGAAUUCGAAUCACACGGGUCCCCCGCCCAUGAAUAACCACCAUCCUCAUCCCCCACCAGCACAUAAUAAUAAUAAUCAUCAUCCGAGUGAGGAAGACAUGGGAUACCGAACAAUGACCAGGGAAGACAUUGCCGUAAUCACUGAAAGAAGAAUGUCACAACCUCAACAACAAGUUGGAGCGAUACCAUCCCUAAGCCCAAAUACGCCACCCGUUUUAGUUCAAAAUCAAGGAGGACCUCCAGGUCAUCAUCGGACAAAUUCCGCUCCACAACCUCCACCACCCCCACCUGCAAUGCCAUUACAAACUGGUGGCGGUGGACCUCCACCGCCGCCUCCUCCAAUGCCAAAUGGACCGUUGUCCAAAGGCGGAGAUCAAGAAGUCGGCUCAUUAGCUGCCGCAUUAGCUCAAGCACAACUGAAGAAAGCAAAUCGCCCACAACCAGAUGCAAUAAGCACGACAAGUACGUCAAGUAGUAGUAGCAGUGGGAGUGCAUCGAGUGCAAGUCUUUAUGGUACUUUGAGAGGAGGGGUUCGCAAUGGAAUAGGCGGAAGUGAUGCUCCUGCAACUCCGGCAGGGGGAACGUCACUGAUGGACGAGAUGGCAAAAACUUUGGCCCGAAGACGGGCAAUGUGCAAAGAAAACUCUGCUCCAAAUCUUCCACUACAGAACGGUCAAGAUGAAGAAGAUUCAAGGCCAGGUGGCGUUGGAAAAAUGAAGGAAUCUCCACCGUCUCCUAAAACGAAUCAAAGAAAAAGAACGGGAUCCGACACAUGUUCAGGAAUAGUCAUGAAUGGAAGUUCUUCCAAUGGUUACGAUAGCGAAUUAGAGUCAUUAAAACAAGACAUGUUAAAAGAAAUUAGAAAAGAGCUAUGCAAAGUCAAAGCUGAAAUUAUUGAUGCCAUAAAACUUGAGCUGAAUAGGAGAUAAGCGUUUUUCAAUUUAAUAUCCAUUGAUCGCAAACAUCAUAAAUUCAACGAAUUCGUCAUAAAAUAAAAUCAUCAUUUUCGUCAGAGCAGACACACGAAAACGCAAAUGCUGAUAACCCUGACCCUCUGAGACUUUAAAAAAGAAGAUCCUAAACCUUAUUACAAAGCCAGUAUUCCUAAUUUAUGUGCUGUGGUGAUGGUGUCUGUAUAUUUAAGUUUGUACAUGAAGGCUCAUUAUUCACUAGCAUAAAUUUUACAUAAAUUUAAUACUAACUAACUAUAAGUUGUUCAAGAUAAUUCUGUAAACGGGCGGCGGUUUGUGUUCCUACGCCAGUAGAAAUGCUAACAAUUCUUCCAGAAUCAUAAUCAUCAGCCGACGUAAGGCACAAAAGUUCUUUCUGGCGAUAAUAUAUGGUAUACUCGUAAAACUUGUGCUGUUUUUCAUAUGCUGCAGAUAAAAUCACAACUCGGUGAACCUUUUAUUUAUCGUUUUUAACUUAUUCAUGCCGUUAGUAUUCUUCUUUUGUGCGAUACUCUAAUGUCAUUAUUAUAUAAUCUUGUAUAACCUUUACUAAGUCGAUAUCCUACAACUGCAUAUACAAAAGUACAGUUGCAAUGCAGUUAUCUAGAUAAACGUAAACGAUAUACCUACAUAUGUACAUAUAUGUAUACACACGUACAUACAUACAUACAUGUAAACCUUUGUACAUAACGCUUGACACCUAUAGGUAUUAUGUUUACACGUGACACAUUAUUAUGAUUUCCAUUAUAUCGAUACAUAUGUAGUAAUUUUUCUAUGCUUAAAAUAUUAAAGACACAAUGCCAAAAAAUUAGUUAGCAUUAUCAUUUAGACAAAUAUGUAUAUAGUUGUUUGUUGUGACACACUUGACACUGAUUAUCUCGUAAAAUGUGCAAAGCAACCUAUAAAUAAGUAAAUUUCGAUUUAACCUAACGAAUAGUUGAUAAUCCUUUUAACUCGAGUCAGAAUUACUGUCAACCAAGUAAUACAUAAUUCAUCCAGUAGAUUAUGUUUAGCCAUUUCUAGGGUAUUUUUUCUAUGCGGUGUUAUAUGUAUGUAUAUUACAUACAUACAUGUGCACAUCUUCAUGAUUGUUUAUAUACCGUGGGGUUUGAGUGAGUGAUAUGAUGGGUGUUUCUUAUUUAUGAACUUUUAUAGUAGACCUUAUUAGAAAAAAAACAUUACAUUGUUUGACUUAUUGAGAUGCAUUUACCCUGUCGUUACUGUUGUUUAUUUGGCACUUUUAUUUUCAAAAGUUUGUAUUUUGUUAUGUAUGUAAUUGCUUACUUAUUUAAUUAUUGUAUAAUUUCGUUUACUGUUUUCAAUCAAGCGGUUGCAAUAUUAAAUUACUAAUGACUUUAAAGUUAAAGA